Molecule: messenger RNA, 1110 nt
Organism: Ilex paraguariensis (yerba mate)
Lineage: Eukaryota; Viridiplantae; Streptophyta; Magnoliopsida; Aquifoliales; Aquifoliaceae
Source: the annotation of a GenBank genome assembly
AUGGGUGUCAUGAAAGUCCUCAUCCUUCCUUUCCUCCUCUUUCCUCUCAUUUAUGCAGCAGACAAUUGUCCAACUGCCAAGUGUGGAGGGAAUGACUUCACUAUUCGAUUCCCUUUCUGGUUAGAAAGAGAGCAACCUCGAAACUGUGGUUAUCCCGGAUUCAAUCUAAUCUGCAAUGGUCAGGGUAUGACUGUUCUAAAUCUUCCUCAUUCUGGAGAUUUUUUUGUACGAAGUAUCAAUUAUGGCGAACAAGUGAUACAAAUCUACGAUCCUUCAAAUUGCCUUCCCGGUAGGCUUUUGGAUUUCAAUCUCUCAGAUUCACCUUUCAUGGCUGCUUAUUAUCAGAACUAUACCCUCCUCAGUUGUCCAUCUGAUCACACCAUCUCUCGUUUCGCUGCCAUUGACUGCCUCAGCAAUUCUACCAACAAGACUUUAUCUACUACAUCAACAAGACUUGCAGUAUCAAUGACUAUGUGCAAAGUAGUUGUUACUCUGCCUGUACCAGUUUCGUGGCCAAAUGUAUAUGAAGAUAGUUUUACAUCUGACCUUACCGACGAUUUGCAGUUAACAUGGGAUGUACCUAACUGUGAAGAUUGUGAAGCCAGGGGUGGCAUGUGCGACUUCAAGAACAAUACAAGUCGAGAAAUUUCAUGUUUCUAUAACCCUGAAACAGGCAAGGGCAGAGGGCUACAAGUUUUCAAGAUAAUUACCUUGUCCAUUGUCAUCCCAGCCAUCACUGCUUCCAUUACCAUAGUAUGUUUCAUAUGUUUAGUGGACGCGAGGCGACAAAGUGGUGGGAUCACUACCACACUGCAGAAUUCCACCACAGCAGCAGUAACACUGCAGCCGACCUCUCUGGCAACAGGUCUGGAGGAAUCCACCAUUGAAUCCUAUGCAAAAGUUGUUCUUGGUGAGAGCCGACGCCUGCCUGGUCCCAACGAUAUUACUUGCCCGAUAUGCUUAUCAGACUACCGCGCCAAAGAGACAGUCAGGUGCAUACCUGAAUGCGAACACUGCUUCCAUGCUGACUGCAUUGAUGAAUGGCUACGGCUGAAUGGUACAUGCCCUGUUUGCCGGGCUUCUCCUUCCCUUGUUCAUGGUGAUUCAUAA